CAAAGAGGAAGCAAAUCUUUGCUUUGAAUGGAAGAAUGAGGAAAAGUGUGGACUUUGUCUAUCUUUUUUGGGAAAAAAUGAGGGGUAUAAUGGACAAAUCAGAUCAUAAACGAUGCAAUUCUUCAAUCACAAACAAUAUAUUUUAAUCCCCAAGAGUAUAUUUAGAAAAGGAUGGGACCUACGAGUCCUUAUCCUAAAAUUAGAGUACCUCGCAAUCCGAUCUGGACAAACCCCCAGUGGCAGUGGCACAGACGCGCAUCUUAUUCAUUUUCUCGGAAUUUCUGAAGCGAUUGAUUGGUUCAUACCCGGCUUCUCUAUCACGCAAAUCUCGGAAUCUCUGCUCUUUGAGAAACUUCAAUCGCCCAAUCGUCUAAAGUUUCGAUCUUCUCCGCAUGUUUCUGUGAAAUUCCAGCGCUACUUGAUCUUCGCUGGAGAAGGGAGAGGAUGUCAACACCGGCCAAGAAAAGGUUGAUGAGGGACUUCAAGCGGUUGCAACAGGAUCCUCCUGCUGGCAUCAGCGGUGCCCCAUGUGACCACAACAUAAUGUUUUGGAAUGCUGUUAUUUUUGGUCCGGAUGACACUCCGUGGGAUGGAGGUACGUUUAAGUUGACACUUCAGUUCACAGAGGAUUACCCAAAUAAGCCACCAACCGUUCGAUUUAUUUCUCGAAUGUUCCAUCCUAACAUUUAUGCUGAUGGAAGCAUUUGCUUGGAUAUCCUGCAAAACCAAUGGAGUCCUAUUUAUGAUGUCGCAGCCAUACUUACCUCAAUCCAGUCAUUGCUCUGUGACCCAAAUCCCAACUCACCUGCCAACUCCGAAGCUGCACGGCUUUUCAGCGAGAACAAGCGCGAAUACAAUAGGAAGGUGCGCGAGAUUGUUGAGCAAAGCUGGACCGCAGACUAAACGCCUGAUGCCACUCAGAGUCAGACCAACCUUAUCUGAUUCUCUUUUGGUCUGUUAAACUCAAGUGUUGUUUGCUUCAUCAUCUAAAACACACAAAUCAUCCUUCCAAAUGCUUUUAGGGACCAUGAUUUGUCUUUUAUCUCAAGACUUGGCUGCUUAUAUAUGCGACCCUUUUGAAUGUACAUAAGAUUUCUUGAAUCAAGGUCUGUUGAACUUUGUGAACCUUCUCCAAGAACCUCUUGACGGCUCUCUGGUCAGUUUGGGUUCGUUUUUCAAGUUUUGGAUGUCCAAAAGUACUCUUUAGUGAAUCAAGAUGGGUCAUGCUAUAGUUUAGUCACGGUUUCAUGGGUGAUACUAAGACCAUAGGGUGUGGGAUCCCGUGAUGGCCACGUGGGACGCAUGGAUGGGGAACGCCGCCCUCUCACCUAUGGCUGUGAUAGGUGUGGACCCCCUUCGACUCGUCUCUUUCUCCUUUUUUUUCUUUUUUGUUUGAAAUCAAUGACAUGUUUUAAUUUAUGCACUUUUAUUUUUAUGAUCUAAUUUCAUAUUUAAUCUCGAUGAUGAAUAUUUUUUUAAAUGAACUUUUAAAUUUUUUGUAUGCACUUUUAAAUUUGAGUAUCUGCCUUUUUAAUCAUACUUUCUAGUUUAGAUAUUCUUGAUUAAAAUAGAUAAAACUUUUCAUAUGUUUUAUAUAUGUCUUCUCACAUAUAUUUUCUGUCAAACAACCAAAGUUCAAGCUUAUGAUUGUAGUUUUGGAAAUGUUUUUUAUAUUUUAACACAUCCCUCAGACCAUCUCCAAUGAGAUGCUCACAAGAGAUGCUAGGAGGAGAGAGAGUGAGAUGUUGAUGGAUGCUAUUGUUGUAGGUGGGUGUUCAUUAUAGAUGCCCAAGGAAGAAAAAGAGAGGGGGAUG
Cuscuta campestris is the source of this 1814-nucleotide messenger RNA. Lineage: Eukaryota; Viridiplantae; Streptophyta; Magnoliopsida; Solanales; Convolvulaceae. The record is from the annotation of a GenBank genome assembly.